AAUGCAUGGAUUGGGUUGGUGCAUAAGUAGUAUUGAUUAGGGCACAGAUCUUGAAUUUCAGACUCCGAUUUUCGAGUCUGGAGGUUGAAACUCUGAUUCGAGGAGGUAUAGGAUGGCAGGAAGAGAGGUACGCGAAUACACCAAUCUCACCGACCCCAAAGAUAAGAAAUGGGGUAAAGGGAAGGAGAAGAUAGAUGACGAAGAUAUCACUUUCCAGCGCAUGGUUGCAAAGAUGCAAGAGGUUGCAGGAGAGCGUGGAGGCUACCUGCAUGGGCGUGGCGCCUUGGACAGUGAUGAUCUACUCUAUCUAAAGGAGCAGAUGGAAGCAGAGGAGGAUGCAGAACGCCUCCUUCGUCAUACUGAGAAACGGGCAUUUGCUGCGUUUAAGAAAGCAGCGAGUUUAGCAGAUUCUUCACCUGCAUCAGUCCCCUUGCCACUUCGAGUUGAGCCCAAACCAAAGAGUGGAAUCAGACAGCAGGAUCUAUUGAAAAAGGUGGUGGAAAUUAAACCCAAACGGCUUAGAACUUCUAGCACCUCUGAUGGUAAUCAAUUUUCUCCAGCUUCAAGUGAUUAUGGUCCCAAGAAUCUCUUGCCCGAUUCUCACCAGAAGGGGAAAAGGCAGCCUGAGGCUGACCAUGGGGAGAAAGAUUGUUCUUCAACAAGAUUGAAUAAAGCAGAGGGAGGUGACAAUGUUGAAAAUCCUGUUAGGAGUUUACUAGGCUUAGCAUAUGCAAGUUCUGAUGAUGAAGACUGAUUUGUGAAUCCAUAUCUGUUGGCGCUACGCUAUAUCCGUUCAAUGAUAAGUACAAUCGUUUUCUUUCUCA
This is a messenger RNA of Carya illinoinensis, 824 nucleotides long. RefSeq lists its product as uncharacterized. Bases 113 to 754 code for a protein of 213 amino acids. Lineage: Eukaryota; Viridiplantae; Streptophyta; Magnoliopsida; Fagales; Juglandaceae. The record is from RefSeq and is a predicted model, not a curated record. The transcript is spliced from 6 exons.